AUGCCUCUCUUCGUUCUCGCAGAGACGCCUGCGGGCUACGGUCUGUUCAAGGCCAAAGACAAGAAGUUACUGUCACGAGACGAUGUUCAAAAGCAGCUUUCCAGCGCUGAAGCCAUCAACUCAAUGCUAUCGCUCAAGAAGAUGGUCAAGUUCGAGGAUUCGGCUCAAGCCUUAGGUGAAUACACUGCUCUCACCGAAGGCAAAGUCACCCCGAUGUUACAAAACCUACUCGACGAUAUCAAGGAAGAACGAAAGGCGUCGCUUGCUGUUGCUGAUCCAAAGUUGGGUGCCGCAAUUAACAUUCUGCCCCAGUUGAAUAUUACUCCAGUAUCUGAUUCAUCUACCAAUGAUCUCUUCCGCGCCAUCAAAACCUAUCUUCCUGAACUUUUCCCCGAGCUAGAGAGCGACUACCUAGGAAACAUGGCGCUUGCCCUGUCGCACUCCAUUUCUCGCCACAAGCUCAAGUUCUCCCCCGACAAGGUAGACGUUAUGAUUGUUCAGGCCAUCAAGCUUCUCGAUGAUUUGGAUAAGGAGCUGAACAACUAUGCCAUGCGAGUCAAGGAGUGGUAUGGAUGGCAUUUCCCCGAGUUGGACCGUAUUGUGCAAGACAACCUUGCCUAUGCUCGCAUUAUUCUAGUUAUGGGAACGCGAGAAAACGCUCCCAAUACCGACUUUUCCGAAAUCCUCCCCGAGGAUAUCGAAACUCGCGUCAAGGCAGCCGCAGAAGUUAGUAUGGGUACUGAGAUUCUCGAAUUUGACUUGGAGAACAUCAAGCUCCUUGCCGAGCAGGUGAUCAGCUUCACCGAGUACCGACAGCAACUCUCCUUGUACCUAACAUCGCGUAUGAAGGCAAUUGCCCCCAACUUGACAGAACUCCUUGGUGAGCUAGUUGGUGCUCGUCUCAUCGCGCACACCGGUUCGCUUCUGAAGCUAGCAAAGAGCCCCGGUAGUACUAUCCAGAUUCUGGGUGCGGAGAAAGCUCUUUUCCGUGCUCUAAAGACUAAGCAUGAUACUCCCAAAUACGGUCUCAUUUACCACUCGUCUCUUGUGGGACAGGCUAGUGGAAAAAACAAGGGCAAGAUCGCGCGUACACUGUCUGCAAAGGCUGCUUUGUGCCUGCGUGUCGAUGCUCUUUCCGAGCUGAGCACCGAGGGUGCUGAUGGCGAGGAUAUCCUGGUGGACGACGAGGAGAGAGCCGACAUGGGUAUUCGACUCCGCGCGUUACUAGAAGAUAAACUACGGAAGCUAGAAGGCAAGCCGUUAGUAUCUAAGGGUACCAAGAUUGCCCCCAAUGGCGCCACGCCAUCCAAAUUUGAAGUUAAAUCAACACGAGGCUAUAAUGCCGAUGCCGAUGCCGUUGCUACGUCGGCUAAGAAGACACCCAGCAAGCCCUUAAUCCAAGAAGUUGAGGAUACCCCAAUGGGAGACGCGGAGAGCGAGGAUGAAUCUGAAGAGGAGGAUUCCGAUGUGGACAUGGACGGCGCCGAAAGUGCCAAGUCAAAACAGAAGACACCAAAGAAAGAAAAGCACUCGGCAAAGAAAGAGAAGAGCAAGAAGGCUACAAAUGGAGCUGAGUCUACUCCUACACAACCCGCCAAGCUGUCCGAGGCCGACUAUGCCCGACUAGCAGAGGAAGCCGGCAUCUCGGUCUCUAAGUUCAAGCGCAAGUACGAGCGUGGUGAUGUGAAGACGAAUGCCGAUGGAACACCCCAAGUUGUCAGCAAGAAAGAGCUGAAGAAGUUAAAGAAGGCCGAAGCCAAGACCGCUGACGCCACACCUUCUAAAGUCGACGCUGAGGCCGACUCCAAGAAGAAGCGAAAGCACUCGGAUGAUAGUCCAGAGAAGAAGAGCAAGAAGAAGUCGAAGAAGGAGAAGUCCUCGUAG
This is a messenger RNA of Daldinia childiae, 1884 nucleotides long. RefSeq names its product Nucleolar protein 58. The record is from RefSeq and is a predicted model, not a curated record. NCBI's taxonomy places the organism in Eukaryota, Fungi, Ascomycota, Sordariomycetes, Xylariales, Hypoxylaceae. The transcript is spliced from 4 exons. The coding region runs from base 1 to 1884 and encodes 627 amino acids. Gene Ontology annotation, molecular function: snoRNA binding. Gene Ontology annotation, cellular component: box C/D methylation guide snoRNP complex; small-subunit processome.